This is a messenger RNA of Penicillium waksmanii, 489 nucleotides long. Its product is annotated as putative IgE binding protein. Bases 1 to 489 code for a protein of 162 amino acids. The transcript has 2 exons. The record is from RefSeq and is a predicted model, not a curated record. NCBI's taxonomy places the organism in Eukaryota, Fungi, Ascomycota, Eurotiomycetes, Eurotiales, Aspergillaceae.
AUGAAGUCCUUUUUCGCCCUUGCUCUUCCUCUUCUGGCUGCGGCUGCCCCUGCGCCCAUCACCGAGCCCCGGGCCGAUGCCGAUGCCAACCCCAACUUCAGCGUGAUGGCUGUUCGCUCGGCCUCGCCCAUCCACUACACUCAGCUCAACGCUGCCGGACAGAAGUUCUGGCUGGGCGGCAACACCGCCUCCUACUGUCCUCACAUGGAUGGUCUGGAGUGUCCCCCCCGGCCCACUCCGCUAGCAUCCCCCCCUGGUUCCGCCGUUGGCGGCCUCUCCUACGUCCCCGGCAAGCCCUGGGCCCACUACACCUUCAACGGAUGGAACGCAACUGGCCUGAUGGCCUGCCCGACCGAGGACAACCGCUGGCAAGUCUUUGCCGCCAUGCAGAAUGCCACCGUGCCCCAGGGUAAUGUUGGCGACUGCCUCGGUUUCUCGGCCCUCGCUCUGACGUACAAGGGCGAUGUGCCCGCUUGGCAAUACAUCUAG